AUGGCUUUCGCGUCGCUGAUCGCCUCCGUCGCCUUGUUCACUUUAUCCUUUGCUGCACCAACGAGCGAUGCCGCCGUCUGCUCCGACGGGACUCGCGUCAACAAUACGGCCUGCUGCGCUUUCAUCCCACUUGCUGCGGAUCUUCAAGAGAAUCUUUUCCAGGACGAAUGUAGCAAAGACGCCCAAGAAGUCAUACGGUUGGCUUUUGUGGACGCCAUCGGCAUCAGUCAGAGCCAAGGACCCCUAGCUGGCGGUGGUGCCGACGGUUCUGUGCUGCUCUUCCCCACAGUCGAGCCUCAUUAUGCAGAAAACAACGGCACCCAAGACAGCGUGAACAACCUCUUGCAUUUCCUCUCCCUCCACCCGGACGUUUCUGCCGGCGAUCUUGUCCAAUUCGCUGCCGCAGUCGCGCUCAUCAACUGCCCUGGCGCGCCGCAGCUGCAGUUCCUCGCCGGCCGACCGAAGCGCGUUUCCGUGCCCGCCGUGCGCGGGCUUGUCCCUCAACCGCAGGACAACGUGACCAAGAUCCUCGCGCGCUUUGCCGACGCAGGGGGCUUCUCACCAUUCGAGGUCGUCUCCCUCCUGGCGACGCACAGUAUCGCACAUUCGAACCUCGAUCCAACAGCCAGAGACGCACCCUUGGACACGACGCCGUUCGUGAUGGACACUCAGUUUUUCCUCGAGACCCUCCUCAAAGGAACCGGCUUCCCCGGCACGGGUAACCGCACGGGCGAGGCCGAAUCUCCGUACACGAUCACCAUCGGCAACGACACCGGCGAACUGCGACUGCAGUCCGACUUGGCGCUCGCGCGCGACCCGCGCACGGCGUGCUUCUGGCAAGGCUUUGUCAACCAGCAGGCGUUCAUGGCGUCCAGCUUCAAAGCGGCAAUGGCCAAGCUGGCAGUACUGGGACAGAACACGCGAACGCUCGUGGAUUGUUCGGACGUCGUCCCUCCCGCGAGCACGCGCACCGUCCCGCCGGCGACGUUUCCGAACACGAAGGGCCCGGGUGACCUCGAGCUGACGUGCGACACGGAGGUGUUCCCGACGCUCGUUCAACCGCGCGGGGCGACGGAGACGUUCAUCCCGCACUGUCCGGACGGAAGUAUGAGCUGCACCAACAUCCAAUUCCCUGGUCCGGCUCGGAAAUGA
Messenger RNA from Punctularia strigosozonata HHB-11173 SS5, 1152 nucleotides. RefSeq names its product manganese peroxidase (gene GP1). Bases 1 to 1152 code for a protein of 383 amino acids. Gene Ontology annotation, biological process: response to reactive oxygen species; hydrogen peroxide catabolic process; cellular response to oxidative stress. Lineage: Eukaryota; Fungi; Basidiomycota; Agaricomycetes; Corticiales; Punctulariaceae. The transcript is spliced from 4 exons. Gene Ontology annotation, molecular function: peroxidase activity; heme binding. The record is from RefSeq and is a predicted model, not a curated record.